This is a messenger RNA of Nymphaea colorata (pocket water lily), 1179 nucleotides long. RefSeq names its product cell division cycle 20.2, cofactor of APC complex-like. Gene Ontology annotation, biological process: anaphase-promoting complex-dependent catabolic process; positive regulation of anaphase-promoting complex-dependent catabolic process; positive regulation of ubiquitin protein ligase activity. The transcript is spliced from 5 exons. NCBI's taxonomy places the organism in Eukaryota, Viridiplantae, Streptophyta, Magnoliopsida, Nymphaeales, Nymphaeaceae. The record is from RefSeq and is a predicted model, not a curated record. Bases 1 to 1179 code for a protein of 392 amino acids. Gene Ontology annotation, molecular function: protein binding; anaphase-promoting complex binding; ubiquitin ligase activator activity. Gene Ontology annotation, cellular component: anaphase-promoting complex.
AUGGUGAGGAAGGUGAUGAAUUUAGAAAGGAAGGACAAUAAGGAAAUGAGGUGGAGAGGCAGGGAGUUCAAUGGCAACGUGAAAACAAGGGCCAUUCUACCUUUUCUGGUUGCUGAUGUUGUAACUCUUGUGCAUCCAUGCUUCAAUUCACUACACAGAUGCACUAACAAAGUAAAUGUUCCAUUCAUGCAUAUGGAGGCGAUCAAUAUGAGCUCGUCAUCAAGGCCAUUCAAGAUCAUUUCAAGGUUAAAGAAUAAGGUUGCAGCAACAAAGGGAGUCUUUGCUGAAGAGGAAGAUAAUGACAAUUCUAACGAGGAAAGUGAAGGGGAAGAGGGGAAAAGGAAGCUUACUGGCAAUUCCAGACGGACUGGAAUUAGGGACAGAUACAGUAGAGUCCUGGAUACAAGAGAUGAAUUGAUAAGCCAGAUGCUGAGAGCUCUACGAGGUGGUCAUCAAUCACAAGUUGGUUCUCUUGCAUGGAAUUCUCACAUUCUUACAACUGGUGAUAUGGAUGGUUUAAUUUUUAAUAAUGAUGUACACAUUCCAUCUCACAUGGUUGAAGAAUACAAAGGACAUGAAUUAGAAGUUUGUGGAUUAAAGUGGUCGAGCUCAGGCCAACAACUAGCCGGUGGAGGUGAUGACAAACUUUUGCACAUCUGGGAUCAGAGAAUGGCAUCAGAGCGAAAUGGCAGACAGAAUCAGUGGCUAUACAGACUGAAUGAUCAUAGAGGUACAGUGAAAGCAUUAGCCUGGUGUCCAUUCCAAAGAAACCUACUUGCGUCAGGGGGUGGUAACCCCGACCGUUGCAUUAAGUUUUGGAAUACUUGUUCUGGGUCCUGCUUGAAGUCCUUGGAUACUGGUUCACAUGUCUGUGCGCUCUUAUGGAGUAAAACCGAAGGGGAACUUCUCAGUUCACAUGAGAUUGAUUGGAUCGAUGGUGAUAGUCAGAGACAGUUGAUAUUGUGGGAAUAUCCAUCGAUGGUUAUGGUGGCAGAGCUAGUUGGUCAUACUUCCACGGCUCCAUUCAUGGCUCAGAGUCCAGAUGGGUGCAGAGUAGCAUCUGCCUCUGGAGGAGAUCAAACAUUGCGAAUCUGGAACUUGUUUGGAAAACCUGAAACAAAGAAUAAGCUGGUUAGCAAGCCACUUGGGCCAUUUGCAAUUCUCAACAGCAUAAGGUGA